AUGGAAUGGGCAAAUACAGGGGCAGUUCUGGGAACCUUUGAUGUCAACGAGGCCUUAGGUUUGGCACGUGUUCUAGGUGAAGAGUUUUGCGUGGAGUUCACGAGCCGGUUCGAUAUGACGGAGACUGGCGAGUACGACACGCAGGACAAAUACAAGCGCGUUGGCAACCCAAUCUCUUGGGCGAAUCCGACGGGAGGAGGCACUGUUGAGGACAACUCCAGCAAACACUGGACGUGGGUCUAUCCAGCCGGAGCCUUUGCCAUCCUCGCCUUUUGCGGAAUCAGCCGCUGGCGCAGUCUGCGCAAGGAGAAUGAGGAGCAGGUCAUAGCCUCGCCGCGGAUCAACAUGCCCGACACGGGCAACUUUGGUUACAAGCCACCCUCACAAGAGCCGCUUUCUGCCGAGGACCUGGCCCCCUCCCCCUCGUCGGAGACGGAGUCCGGCUUCGGCCCAGGUUGGGGCAACAACUUCACUCCGCCUCCUCGGAGCACCUGA
Symbiodinium natans is the source of this 495-nucleotide messenger RNA. NCBI's taxonomy places the organism in Eukaryota, Dinophyceae, Suessiales, Symbiodiniaceae. The record is from the annotation of a GenBank genome assembly.